This is a messenger RNA of Scomber scombrus (Atlantic mackerel), 2288 nucleotides long. It is a transcript of the gene zbtb35, whose product is annotated as zinc finger protein 131. The transcript is spliced from 9 exons. The record is from RefSeq and is a predicted model, not a curated record. Gene Ontology annotation, molecular function: protein binding; DNA-binding transcription factor activity, RNA polymerase II-specific; RNA polymerase II cis-regulatory region sequence-specific DNA binding. Bases 126 to 1811 code for a protein of 561 amino acids. NCBI's taxonomy places the organism in Eukaryota, Metazoa, Chordata, Actinopteri, Scombriformes, Scombridae. Gene Ontology annotation, cellular component: nucleus. Gene Ontology annotation, biological process: regulation of transcription by RNA polymerase II.
GCGAGCAUGCUAGGAGGCCCGUUACCUGCAACACUUUGGGGUCUUAGUGUGUUUAUUUCGACCGUGUUACACUAUGAGAACGAUUAAAUAGGCUUUAUUUGUCCUGAAAAAAGAUUGGGUAAAUAAUGGCGGCUGAGGUGGAUGGAGGCAGUGAGUUUCCAGCCCAUUAUAAAGUCAUGAUGGACAAACUUAACGAACAACGACAGUUGGACCAGUUCACCGACAUUACCUUGAUUGUGGAUGGACACCAGUUCAGAGCCCAUAAAGCAGUGUUGGCAGCAUGCAGUCAGUUUUUCCACAAGUUCUUCCAGGAUUUUACCCAAGAGCCACUGGUGGAGAUCGAAGGAGUGAGUAACAUGGCCUUUCGCCAGUUGAUGGAGUUCACAUACACAGCUACACUAGCUAUAGCUGGAGAAGAAGAGGCGUACGAUGUUUGGAAGGCUGCUGAAUACCUCCAGAUGCAGGAAGCCAUCAAGGCACUCAACAAUAAGAUAAAUGAGAAUCCCUCACUGGCAACGAAGAACAAAGGUAAAAAGAGGAAGAUUGCUGAGACAUCUAAUGUGAUUACAGAAACCUUACCUUCAGUGGAUGGGGAACAGGUGGAGAUUGAGGUGAUAGGGGAAGGUGCCAUCGAAGUGGAGGAGUCAGGUCUGGAGGAGGUGGUUGAUGCAGCAAAGAAUGCCCAGGCUGCAUCAGAUGACUCUGCUUUGGCUCUGCUUGCUGACAUAACCAGCAAGUAUCAGCAAGGGGAACCUGCGCUACAUGUCAUCAAGAAGGGAGGAAUAGAAGAGCAGGAGGUCGUGUAUCAGGAAGAAACAGUGACUGCCUCCAAAGUGCUUGAGAAUGUGGAAGUCGUAGAGGUCCAAAUUUCCCAAGUGGACAAUGUAUUCCGCUGCAGCAAGUGUGACCGCAGCUUCAAGUUGUACUACCACCUCAAACAGCACUUGAAAACACACCUGGGAAUGCUGGAAAAGCCCCAUGUGUGCAACCACUGUGGCAAAGCCUACACGCGGGAGGGUGCCUUGAAGCAGCAUAUCAGCACGUUUCAUUAUGAUGCUGAGGAGCUGUCUCGAAACCAGAAACCUCAAAAGAAGGUGCAUGUUUGUGAAUACUGUAAGAAGCACUUUGACCACUUUGGCCACUUUAAAGAGCACCUGCGGAAGCACACUGGGGAAAAGCCUUAUGAGUGUCCAGAUUGCCAUGAGCGUUUCGCAAGAAACAGCACAUUGAAGUGCCAUAUGGCAGCCUGUCAGAAUGGGGCAGGAGCCAAGAAAGGACGCAAAAAGCUCUAUGAAUGCCAGGUCUGCAGCAGUGUAUUCAACAGCUGGGACCAGUUCAAAGACCACCUAGUGAGCCACACAGGGGUCAAGCCCAAUCACUGCACCAUGUGUGACUUGUGGUUCACCCACACCAAAGACCUGAAGGCCCAUCUCAAAGAUGUUCAUUCCAUCGAAGAGCUGGUCAUCACCGACUCUGCUGCCACCGCGGCCCUCACCAUAGCAACACAGAACAUAGAGGGAACAGAAACGGUGCUGUUGGACGAUGGAAUCCAGGUGGAACAUGUCACAGUGGAACCUGUAGAUGUCAUGGAGAUGGGAGAAACCACAACGGUUGUGGUGGAGGACGGAGGGGUGGCUGAGAUGUGUGAGGAGGAUGUGGAGAGGUUAAAGCAGGCCGGCUUGCAGAUUCAAGUGGUGCACGUUACAACAACUGAAGUUGACGGGCAGCAGGUGGUGAACUCUCAGGUGGAGGUAGAGGUGGAGGGUGAGACGGUGAACGUCGAGGAAGCAGAACAAACAGUAACUGUAUGAAAAUAUGAAAAUGACCCACAGGACAACUUCAGAAUGGCUGCAGUGUCCUGUAGCUGACAACUUGUUUUUAUUACAGACACCUGCAUGUGGGACAUAGCAUGUCGCCUCAAAUCCUGCUGUCUGCCAUCACAUUGAAUAACUUUGGUCCCACCAGCCUCCCUCUAUGAACUCUGAGAUAUGGACAGAGAUAUAUAUUUUUUGCUAAUGAUGCUUAUUUAUUUUAAAGCUCUUUGCCAUCAUAUCACACAUUUCAGAUGACUCUUCAGUGCUUCAAUCCAAUUUCAUAUUUGUUUUUUUGUUCUAUGAUCUUUUUAAUUUGGGUCACUUGCCAAGACAAUUUGAAUGAAAGAAUGACAUGUUCAUGUUGUAACUUGUGUAUCAGCUGAUGAAUUGUGCUGAUUUCCCUCAGUGCUAAUGCUACAGUUUUGUGCAAGCUUAUUUUUCAUAUGGAGAUUUGGUGUGUUGUUUUUUUUUAGA